This is a messenger RNA of Kuraishia capsulata CBS 1993, 570 nucleotides long. RefSeq lists its product as uncharacterized. The transcript has a single exon. Bases 1 to 570 code for a protein of 189 amino acids. The record is from RefSeq and is a predicted model, not a curated record. Gene Ontology annotation, cellular component: P-body; RNA polymerase II, core complex. Gene Ontology annotation, molecular function: nucleotide binding; translation initiation factor binding. Gene Ontology annotation, biological process: positive regulation of translational initiation; nuclear-transcribed mRNA catabolic process, deadenylation-dependent decay; mRNA export from nucleus in response to heat stress. Lineage: Eukaryota; Fungi; Ascomycota; Pichiomycetes; Pichiales; Pichiaceae.
AUGAACGUGUCCACGUCCACGGUUGCUACGCGGAGGAGGAGAGCUGCCAAAAGUGCAGAUGACGAGGAGAACGCGGCGGACCUCAAGCUGGGACCUGAGUUCCAGCUCGAGCAGGUGGACCACUCUGGAAGUGCACAGCCGCUGAUCACACUGAAUCUUUCGGAGGCCAGGAUUCUGAUAAGAGCUGCCCUGAAGGAGCGUAAGGACAUGAUCAAUUCGGCCAAUGGCGAGGAGAUUAACCCAGACGAGAACGACGACAACAUCGACGACGAUGCACUUGCCAAGGUCGCAUCCGCACCAGGCGCCAACGAAGUGUUGAGGAAGUCUCUGGACUAUCUGUCUACAUUUGCGCGAUUCAAAGAUGACCAGACUUGCACUGCUGUCGAGCAGCUGCUACGUGCGCCUGAAAAUGAAGUUCUCCAUCCUUUCGAGAUUGCCCAGUUGGGGUCCUUGGCGUGCGAAGAUAUCGAUGAGGCAACCACUUUGAUUCCGAGUUUGAAUUUGAAGAAAGACGACAUAGAUUUGCAGCGUAUUCUGGACGAGUUGAAUCGUCUGGAGAACCCAUACUGA